AUGACAUUCACUUAUCCUCCGCCGUCGACCUCUUUCGCUAAACUGUCGUUCCCUGCGCCGCGAGUGGUGCUGGUAACCUAUUCGCGCCCGGAGAAAUUGAACUGCACGACUGCGGCCGACGUGCUCGAGAUCACUGCGAUAUUCCGGUGGAUCGACCAAGAACCGUCUCUGUCCGUGGCCAUCCUCACGGGCGCGGGUAAGGCCUUCUCGACAGGUGCCGACCUGAAAGAAUGGGCGGCGAAAGUCAGCGGUGCCGGUGCCAGCGCCAAACCAGGUGCAGGACCAGGUGACGUCCCCGGGGCAAUCCCCAUGUCCAAUCGCGUUGGCAAGAAGCCGGUCAUCGCAGCUGUGAACGGCAUGGCGCUCGGCGGGGGUUGCGAGACUGUGGUAAACUGUGACCUGGUGGUCGCUGCCGACACGGCCACGUUCGGCCUGGUCGAGGUCAAGCGUGGCGUGGCGCCCUACGCCGGGGUGCUGCCGCGACUCAUUAGAACCGUGGGACUGCAGAGGGCAAGUGAGUUUGCCUUAACCGGCGCAGUCAUCAGCGCGCAGCAGGCGGAGAACUGGGGGUUGGUCAAUAAAAUCGUCCCGCAGCAGGACGUGGUCAAGGAGGCCGUGAGGUAUGCCGAGUUAAUUGCCGAGAACAGUCCUGAUUCUAUCAUCUGCACGAGAGCUGGGCUGAGGCAAGGCUGGGAAACUGCCAGUGUCGUGGAGGCUACGGCCGUGACGGGACAGAAGGAGUGGGCAGAACUGCAGAAGGGAGAGAACAUUCUCGAGGGGCUGAAAGCGUUCAAAGAGAAGAGGAAGCCUGUAUGGAAGGCCGCGCGGCUGUGA
Messenger RNA from Capronia epimyces CBS 606.96, 834 nucleotides. RefSeq lists its product as uncharacterized. The record is from RefSeq and is a predicted model, not a curated record. Gene Ontology annotation, molecular function: enoyl-CoA hydratase activity. Gene Ontology annotation, cellular component: mitochondrion. The coding region runs from base 1 to 834 and encodes 277 amino acids. The transcript has a single exon. Gene Ontology annotation, biological process: fatty acid beta-oxidation. Lineage: Eukaryota; Fungi; Ascomycota; Eurotiomycetes; Chaetothyriales; Herpotrichiellaceae.